CUUUCACCCCCCCUUCUUCUCUGGGAGAGGAUAGAGGAAUUUGGAGUAGCUCCAAAUUUAUUCAAUAUAAAAUGCACAAAUCCACACCGUUGUUCACUACAUUUUGUUUGCAUGCUCCUGUUCCAUGCUCUCUGUUGUAUUUUGUUACAUUUGUCCUCGUGUAUUGUCGCCAGCUCUAUUGCCUGUUUUACUCUGAAGUUAUUGCUGUCUGGAUUACAUGUUUAGCUUUGUUUCCUGUUGUUUGAUCAUUCCUGAUCUGAUUCACCUGUUCACUUUCUCCCUGCUCAUUUACCCCUGUAUUUAAUGUGCUCAUUUCUGUUCAGUCCUUUUUGUCCUCGCCGAAUGUUGAAUGUUCUGUCCUGCCUCUGUGUUUUGAAUUACUCUGUGCUGUUUCUGGAAUUACUACUUUUGGAUUCUGCUUUUGUUGGACAUCUGUCGUGCUUCAAUGCAAGCCUGUAUAGUUAGUUAUUUUUUUUUAUAAAUCACAAGAACUGCAUCCUGCAUGUUUUGUCGGUGUCUGCAUUUGCGUCAACACUCUCACUUUACCUGCAUCUGCAUCAGCCAAACCUGACACUUUCUGUCUCUAGGAAAUAGCCAUAUACUAGCACUCAAAAGCUCUCAACUUCUUCUGCCUAAUCAUUUUUUAUAUGUAACCAAACUAACUGCCAGCGAUAUAAAUGGAUGCUUUACAAUCCUAAAUAAUGAUACAAAUUGCAAUGUGUAUGUCAAAAGAAUACCAAACCAGAUGUACCAUUCAGCCAACACAUGCUCACACCGGUCUCCUGAUUGAAAGCCCAGGUUCUGGCCCUCCAUCCACUGCAACUGCCUCUUUACUCAGUCUUUUCUAUUAAAUAUCAUAUACCUAAGUUACCGUCCAAAACUGAAGAUACAGGCCGUUCCCUACUGCAUUGACCUUUGACACUAUGGGGAUCCCCAGUGCGUUUCAAACUGACGCUGACGGGUCUUGACCAUGCAUUCAUAUGUGAUGACUUGGGAGUGAGAACAAGUUGAUUCAGCACUAUAUUGAGUGCUUGUUAGCCUGUUUGUUCUGCCUACAGACUUUGUCAUGACUUGCUGUCGCAGUCUGGUUGGUUGAUACACAAUUAUUAGUGCCUGUUAGUGUUGGUGAUUGUUCUGCAUUAUUUUUAUCAUCUCCAGGUAAUUAUUUCUGCUACUAUCAUAGUAGAUUUUUGUUUAAUUACUGUAAAAACAAAACACAUGUAGCAUCAACAGAAUUAUCUCAGUCAGUAAAGUAAAACACUAUUUGAUUUCAUUUUUGAUCAACUUUACAUAGCCUACAGCUUGUUCUACAGCUCUCAUGUUUUGAGAAGAUAAUGAAGUAAAUUGCUUUACUUACACUUGAUACUCUCAUAUCCUGUUAGUGUGAACUGGUGGAUUUAGUUUAAGACCUGGUGGAGCUCAAAGCCAUGUGGAAAGGAGCCAACAGUGACACAGAGAGGCAUCCAUAGUGGUCCAGCCCUCAUCGCUGGCCUCCUGCAGGUUUCUGCCCUUGCUCUUGGCUCCCUGGUCAACCCCCUGACUUGCUCUGCUGGCUAAACCCCCAAGCUGCCCUCCUGACCUGCUCAGCCUGACGUGUAGACCUCCGGGUCAUCUCCCAGAACUGUCAUGGUUUUGGCGUUUUUCCUGUUGUAUUCUUUUUAAACUCUUCCUAGUGUGUGUUAAUGUUUAUCAUGUAUUCUCAGUUAGGUUUUGUUAGUAUGCUCCUCUUCCAUGGUGUUACUCAGUGUUCGGAGUAACGCUUUACAAAAGUAACGCAAUUACAGCAACAUAUUGCUUUUUGCUGUAACGCAAUAAUAUAAUGCAAUACUAAAAGAAAAUCAGUAAUUUUAUACCUGUGAGGGACCAGGCAGUUAGGCAUGAGGAGUCAAGAGGGAAAUUCAAAGAAGGGUUUUUAUUUACCAAAAAAUCAUUACAAUAAAAGAUAAAGUUUCGGGCCCAUAAAAGAGGUCAAAUAAACAAACGGUAACUAAAGCUCUGAACAUAAGAGACUCAAAAAUACAACUGACCUCCUAUACAAGAAACAAAGGGGACUUAUAUUGGCUGAUCAGACCAGUUUUGACACACAUGGAAAGACUAACAACCACAACGCUACUACAUAACUACAAAACCUACCUAAAAACUUAUUCUAAAAGAAAUGAACAUUUAAUUAACCUUUACUCAAAAUACUCAAAUAUAAUAUAAAUCUAAACCCCAAAAUAUUUAAGGAGAGAAUAAAACCACCCCCCAGACAUAGCAAGCAGUGGUAGUGUCCAAUUAGGCCACCUCCCCUAUAAAGCUACUCCUGCUCCAAGCACCAACACUUUAGCAGACUUCCUGGAUCUCUCCUGGGUGUGGCAUCCAACACUGGUAAACUCAGAAACAAAAUUAUAACAAAAUGACAAUCCAAAAGUAACUAAUGGUGCGCACUCCAAAAAGAUGCUUCUGUAUAGUCAACUAAAUAAUGUUGUGAAUGUGAAAUGAACUAAGUGUCCUGUAAGUUUAUUUGUAACCAAAUAAAUAUUUGCAACAAAUAUCUAAUGUGUAUGAAGAAGGUAUAUAAACUAAUCCUAAAGAACACAGCAUAAACUCAUGAGGUUAGUGCUCUUCAUCUGGUUGUGAGGCCACGGCUGUGGCCAUCACAAUACCCAUUACAAACAAUUUUAAUUCAAUUUUAACCCAAAAUUAAGAUGGUUUUGUUUGUUUAAUAAUUCACAAACACAGAAACAUUUUGCCUGCAAAAAACAGAACUAUGAGUAAAAGAGUAAUGUUAUUUCCUGUUUUUAGAGUUUUUUGCAAACAUUUCUUAGCUUAUUAUUCUGAAAUAAUUUCGCAGAUCAAAAUUUCCUCAACAAACUUUUAUCAGCUUGGUCCAGAUUUUGGUGCUGAUUGGACUUACUGCUGGUGAGGAGUUGAUUAAAAUAGGUUUUUCAGUUUUUGUGGAAAAAAAUAAAAUAAAAUCUAGGCGGUGGAAGUGGGCGUGGCCUAUAGCGGGAGAUUCAGCUCAAUCCCCUGAACACAUGUGGAUAUAAGGUUUUUGAAAUGCGCCUUUGUAUGCAGGAGUUCGAAGCCCAAACGCAAUUAUCUUGCUUAUAGCGCCGUCUAGAGGUAGAAGUGUGUGAAUUGUUGCACAUGAGGUACUCGCGUGGGUUUGGACCUACCCUAUGAGUUUGGCAUCUGUAGCACUUGCCGUCUAGGCUGCAGUAUCACUUUAAGCGGCGGAAGAAUAAUAAAAAUCUUUAGGAUUACAAUAGGGUUCCCAUGCCCGUCUCGGGCUUGGAUCCCUAAUUAACAAAUUUGGAGCACUGUGUGGCCUUUUGGGGUUUUGUGCUUAGAUUUGAUGUGUAUUAACUAAACUUGCGUUGUGUUGAAGACAGAUUUGUGUGAACUGUUUUUUAUAUUAAAAACCAGCACAGCGCUUUGUUUUAUCAGUUUUGCUGUGUGUAUGGUCAGCUUAUGAUGAUAGUUGUGCUGUGGAAAAGAUUUUCACACAUACUGUGUUUGACCAGACUUUCAUUCCUUAUGUUUGGAUUUAUAUGGUGAGUUCUCUCUUAUAUGGACAGAUCUUUUUGAUCAUUCUCACCUGCCUAUCUUUAGUGGAAACUCCUUUUUUUUUUUCUCUCUAAAUUGCAUCUAUUCUCUCUUUCUCUCUUUCAUUCUUUAUCUCCUCCCUCCCUUGUUUACCCGUGUAGGCUUGGGAAAAUGAACACAUUAAGUGGCAUCCAGAACAUUUUUGUGGACUUUAUUAUUUAUCAGUUCCUACUGAAGCAUUGUGGAUGCCAGAUAUAACUAUUGAAGAGAUGUAAGUUUUAAUGUACUGUAUUUGCAUGUCACAAAUCUGCAGACUCACAACAGUAACUGGUGAUAUAGUCUCAUAUUACUGUUUAGAAAUGGCACAAAAACUCAAGCAUUUGGAUACCAAAUAUUAAUGCAAUCACAUUUUCAAUGCAGUGUUUAUUUAAAAUAUGUAUUACAAAUAUGUAAAUUUAGGUGAUUGUAGUUGUCUUUACACCUAAUCCAGUGCAAGGCAAACUCAACUUCUCUGUGUUACACUUUAAUGAACCCUUUAUAUCUACAUAGGGAGCAUGUCCUUUCCCAUGGAGUCUGUCAUGUCACUGCCAUUUUUCCAUAGUAGCCCUGAACGGACAAAACAAACACUGACUUGUGGCUUAUGUAUUUGUGUUGUGGCUUUUGUAUGACACCUCUGGGCCACCAUACAUGUACCCAAUAAGUACAGUAAUUCAGUAUGAAUAAAACAUUUACAAAAAUGUUAGUACAGGCAGAUAACAUUUUCUAUAUUUAUAGAAAAAUAAGUUUAAGACUUAAAAUAAUAAUUUGCGUCAUGCUGUAGAUUUGUUUUAAGGUAUAAUUUAAUUUGAAACAUAAAGCUUUUGUCAUUGUGUGUGAUUUCUCAUACAGGACAGAGAUGGAUAAGGCUCCUCCGAGUCCUUUUCUCAGAGUUUUUUAUUCCGGUACGGUCAGACGUCUGAAUGAUAUGGUGUUGGUUAGCACUUGCAAGAUGCAAGUUUACAAAUUCCCGUUUGACAUUCAGAGCUGUGACCUAUCUUUCAAGUCUGUCAUGCACUCUGGUGAGCCUGUAAUCUGUUAUGUUCUUGUAUGUCUUGUUGUAAUGUCUUAACUGUUGUCACAUGAGCACACACCAGAAGAUGCCAUAUUUAUACAUUCCUUUGUUGAGCUGCUGAAGAAACCUCAGUUUUACUUUUAUCUCCCAACACAGUCGAGGAAAUACAGCUUCAUGAACUUUUAGGCCCUUCAGAAGUCCUAAGGUGGUCACACAAGUUGAUGCGGACCCAGUACGAGUGGCUGUUCAUCAACAUGAGCAUCACCAACAAAAAUGUCAGCACUCUUGGCAUUGAACAAAGCAUGAUUGUUUACACUGUAAGUAUUUCUCAAUACAAACAUCCAGAGCUUGAAACUAUUUUCCAUCUCUCCUGACCACAAAGCUCCACCCAGAGGGUGGAAGGUGGAAUUCCUGGUACAGGGUAGGAUGGGUUGGCCAAGAUGGAGGUGGCCUUUCUGACCAAUGGCCUGUACCACAAUAUCACCAUGAAGAGGCGGUCUCUCCUGCACAUUGUCAACUUCAUGCUUCCUGUCCUGUUCUUCUUGUGUCUGGACUUGGCCUCCUUCCUGAUCUCAGACAGAGGGGGCGAGAAGCUCAGCUUCAAGGUCACUGUGCUGCUUGCUGUCACUGUGUUACAACUUAUUCUGAAUGAAAUUCUGCCUGCCACGUCAGACAAGAUUCCACUUAUAGUGACUUACUGUAUUGGGAGUUUUGCAUUGAUGAUGCUCAGCCUCCUGGAGACGAUUUUGGUGAUGCAUCUGAUGGACAAAGACUCUGCAUCCCAAGACAAUGAGGCAAACAAAGACCAAAGCCUGAGUGAGGACUGUGGGGACAAACAUGGCAGUGUCAACUUACACAGCUGUUUGAGAGACAAGAAAUGGACUCAAAGUGGGUCUGCCUGUGACGUGUCUACUGUUAAAUCUCAAUCUGAACUGCUGUCAGUGGCCAAAGAGGGUAGCAGCAGCAAAUUGACAGAGGAGUCCCAUGACUCUGAAAAGGUCUCAGAUGACCUGAGGGAGGUGUUGAAAACACUGACAGUGCUCCUCAACAGCAGGAAGGAAGAACAAAAGCCCGGCUACUGGACAAGAGUGGCUAAAAGAAUCAACAAAGUUUUCUUCAUUGUCUAUGUCACUGUGGCCGGUCUGUUUUUUGCUUAUAUCUUUUUAAAGUGGUACAAGGCAGAUGAUCAGUAGUGCUACAGUUGAUUGAUUGAAGUCAUUGUUCCAUUUAACAUGGACCUUAACACAUUUGUUGUCUGUGUUCACCCCUGUAGUUGCAGAAAAAAAUCUACCCCAUGUUGCUUUAUGUAUGCCAUUGAGGGUUCACAGUUGCUAUGAACCAACUACAUGGAACUACAGGGAAAUUUGUUUUUGAAGACUGACAGCAACUUAUGCUGCAGUUUACUGUGCUGAUUACAAAACCUCUGCAAUCAAAUGAUUACUAUUGUUGUUAAUGUCAUUCUAAGUCAGCAUUACUUUGUGCUAUUCCACUGUGAACAGAAAGUUCUAUCUCACACGGGCUCCGCUACGUAUCGGUAGCGACGUCCUAUUGGUCAGCUACAUGCACGAUAAAAUUUCAGUGGGCAAGUGCGUGCAUGUGAUUGGAGGAGGUAGUACCCUAGAGUCCAGUAGAGGGCUCCGCCUGUGCUUAUAGCACUAGGGUUACCAUAUCGUGACCCUCGUUUUAUAGCACAGCGCAGUCUCAGUCAAGAUCAGUUUUUCAGUUCACUUAAGUUUAUAGCUGAUCUUUUUUAAGCAAACCAAAUUGGUAUAACAGCUGACCCAAAAUUUUGACCUGCAAAUAAAUGAUUUUCUGACAGUGUUGAUGGACAAUUAAUCAGGUGUUGUGACCCCCCUCAAACUGCACGUUUAACAACAUCUGAUCUGGCAGAAAGUCGGCCUGAUUGUAAUAUUAGUCGGGAGCAAAAAUCUGGCUUAAUCCUAACAGUGUAAAUAUCAUACAAUGGAUACAUUUGAUCUGGUAUGGAUUAUUGAAUUACAUGUGUUGUAAAUUUUUCUUACAAAGAAAAGCCUACUGAUGUCUUCAGUCAUGUGACUCUUGCCUUGCAGGUUGUAGUGGACCUUUGAGAGUCAAGUCUCCUAUUCUAACAAAUUGUUCUGAUGCGGGGCUGGACUGGGACAAAAACUUGGCACUGGCAUUUUUGGCCGAGGCGGCCCACCAAAAUGUCGGACACCCACUCACAAAUACACCAUUGAUCCAUUUAGGGGUUCAGGUUUGGGGUGUGAUGAAACACUGAGAUGUAAAAUUUGCACAACAUUGUUGUCCAUAACUACAAGACAAGAAUAUGUAUUUAAUAGGCCUGCUAUUUCAAAAAAUAUUUAUAGAUGAAAUGUUUGAUAGGGGGGUCUGGGGGUCCACCCCUGCAAGAUUUUUAGCAUUAAACACUUCAUUUCCUGCAUUCUGGUAUGGUAAAAAAAAAAGUGUU
This is a messenger RNA of Micropterus salmoides (largemouth bass), 7025 nucleotides long. Its product is annotated as 5-hydroxytryptamine receptor 3A-like. Gene Ontology annotation, cellular component: neuron projection; synapse; membrane. Gene Ontology annotation, molecular function: extracellular ligand-gated monoatomic ion channel activity; transmembrane signaling receptor activity; neurotransmitter receptor activity. Lineage: Eukaryota; Metazoa; Chordata; Actinopteri; Centrarchiformes; Centrarchidae. Gene Ontology annotation, biological process: chemical synaptic transmission; nervous system process; monoatomic ion transmembrane transport. The transcript is spliced from 5 exons. The record is from RefSeq and is a predicted model, not a curated record. Bases 5020 to 5772 code for a protein of 250 amino acids.